Molecule: messenger RNA, 1500 nt
Organism: Ustilago hordei
Lineage: Eukaryota; Fungi; Basidiomycota; Ustilaginomycetes; Ustilaginales; Ustilaginaceae
Exons: 1
Coding region: 1-1500 (499 amino acids)
Cellular component (GO): nucleolus; nucleoplasm
Source: RefSeq, a predicted model, not a curated record
AUGCCUGCUGUUCCCACCGCUUCCGAUGCGGCUCUCCGCGACACCUUCCAGAUCGUCCACGCUUUCUUGUCCGAACAUGCUCCUCAGGCCGCCCAGCAGCUGGCCUCGACUAUGCCUUCCUCUCCUGCUCCGCCCAGGACCCUCGCUUCGGCACUCGUAGACCACGUCCGCAACUCGCCAAGACGCUCAUGGCCUGGUCUUGUAGCUCAGCAGUCGUCUACUACACCUAUGGAUGAAGACGCCGAUUCCGACUCUGGCUCUGAUUCUUCCUCCUCUUCCUCAUCGUCCUCGUCUGGCUCAGACAGCGACGGCUCCAGCUCCAGCUCCGACUCCGAUUCCUCGGACGACAGCGACAGUGACUCAAGCUCGGAUGACGACUCGGACAGCAAAGAGGUCAAGAAGGUCAAGGCUGCUAAGCACGAUGCUCCACACCAGGACAACGAGGCUGCUUCUUCAACCGUCGUGUCUGACUCGCAGGAUGAGGCAGAGGCUGAGCUCCCUAGCAAGGGGAUCGCUACCCUGACACCCGCUUCUUCUGUCGGUCCUUCUACCACAACUGCUGCUAUCACACACAAGCGCAAGCGUGCAGCUUCGACUUCUUCUUCGGAGUCUGACUCGGACGACAGCGAUGACAGCAGUAGCGAUGAGGACAGCGAUGACGAGUCCAGCGACUCUGAUAGUGGUUCGGUUGACAGCGAUAGUGACGAUGAGGAGAAGAACAAGGCUACCAUCAAGAAGGCUGGGGUGGAAGUGAACGAGGCGGUCAAGAAGUCGGAUUCUGAGUCUGACUCUGACGCUGACUCUGACAACUCCAGCUCUGAUUCCGAUUCUAAUUCUCACUCGGAUUCCGGCUCCUCCAGCGACGAAGAGGAGGACAAGAAGAUCGAGACUGUAGCUGUUGCAGCUGCAGGUGGUGACGACGAUGACGACUCCUCUUCAUCCGACAGCGACGACAGCAGCUCCGACUCUUCUGAUUCUUCCGGCUCUGACUCUGAUUCCGGAUCCUUGUCUUCCAGCAGCAGCAGCAGCGGUUCUUCUUCCUCCUCGUCUUCCGACUCUUCCUCUUCAUCCUCUUCAUCCUCAUCCUCCAGCUCGCCCUCAACAAAAGGUCCUCCACCUAAACGUCAACGCACAGAACCAGAAGAACCCGCUGCACCUUCCACACCUGCCACACCUGCUCCCGCACCAUUCAAGCCCGUCGCGAGCAGCGCCUCCACCCCAGGCUCACCCCGCAAAAACAGCCCUGAAACAAACACUCCCUUCCAACGAGUCAAAGCGGAUCAAGUCACAUAUCUUCACGAAGGAAUGAAAGACAUGUCUUACAAUGGCAAAGCAGGUGUCAGCGGUGACGAAUACGGUGCUCGUGCCAGCAGAGAUCUCAUCGUGACGAGGGGUAAAGGUUUCACGAAGGAGAAGAACAAGAAGAAGAGAGGUAGUUACAGAGGUGGUGCCAUUGAUGUAUAUGGUUCGCACAGUAUAAAGUUUGACGAUGAUGAUUAG